Rhododendron vialii is the source of this 1548-nucleotide messenger RNA. RefSeq lists its product as uncharacterized. The record is from RefSeq and is a predicted model, not a curated record. Lineage: Eukaryota; Viridiplantae; Streptophyta; Magnoliopsida; Ericales; Ericaceae. The transcript has 3 exons. The coding region runs from base 197 to 1237 and encodes 346 amino acids. Gene Ontology annotation, molecular function: protein-folding chaperone binding. Gene Ontology annotation, cellular component: cytosol.
GACUCUCUUCUCUCUCUCUCUCUAGAUUUUAAUAAGUUCUCGUCAUAACAUACCAACGUACACAAAAAACCAAUCCAGAAAGCUUGAUUGCCAACCAACGAAGCGGAGAAGCGAGAGAUAGAGAUUAAUAGUUGUAAUUCAAGAAAGAGAGGAGAGGAGGAAGAAAAACAAAGUGUAGAAGAGAAAGAGGAGUGAGAUGGGGGUGGAUUACUACAAGAUAUUGGGGGUAGACAGGAACGCUAAAGAGGAGGAUUUGAAGAAGGCUUACAGGAAACUUGCUAUGAAGUGGCACCCUGAUAAGAACCCUAAUAACAAGAAAGAAGCCGAGGCCAAAUUCAAGCAAAUCUCUGAAGCCUACGAUGUCCUUAGCGAUCCUCAGAAAAAGGCCGUGUAUGAUCAGUACGGUGAAGAGGGACUAAAGGGAGUGCCACCUCCUGAUGCCGGAGGCCCAGGAGGACCCGGCGGAGCCACCUACUUCUCGACUGGCGACGGGCCAACAACCUUCAGAUUCACACCCAGAAAUGCCGAUGACAUCUUCGCAGAGAUUUUUGGAGGUUCGAGCCCGUUUGGGGGAAUGGGUGGUGGCAUGAGAGGCGGUGGCUCUAGAUUUGGGAGCCUAUUUGGUGAUGAUAUGUUUACGUCUUUUGGUCAUGGAGUUGGUGGUGGACCCAUGCACCAAUCUGCUGGUCCUAGAAAAGCUCCUCCAAUUGAGCAGAGACUGCCUUGUUCUCUUGAAGAACUGUACAAGGGGACUACCAAGAAGAUGAAGAUCUCAAGAGAAAUUGCUGAUGCCAGUGGCAAGACAAUGCCCGUAGAGGAGAUCCUAACAAUUGACAUCAAGCCGGGUUGGAAGAAAGGCACCAAAAUCACGUUCCCCGAAAAAGGGAACGAGCAGCCAGGUGUCAUACCCUCGGAUCUCAUCUUCAUCAUCGACGAGAAACCUCACAGCGUGUUCACCCGUGAUGGAAACGAUUUGGUUGUCACGGAAAAAAUGCCUUUGUCUGAAGCCUUGACCGGUCACACCGUCCGUCUGAACACCUUAGACGGUAGGACUUUAACAAUACCCAUCAACAAUGUGAUUCAUCCAGAUUACGAGGAGGUUGUCCGAGGGGAAGGAAUGCCGAUUCCUAAAGAUCCAACCAAGAAGGGAAAUUUGAGGAUCAAAUUCAAUGUCAAGUUUCCUACGAGGUUGAAUCCAGAGCAGAAGGCCGGAAUCAAGAAACUGCUGACUUCGUGAGUCCAAAUCAGUUCUCUGUGAAUACACAUAAAAAAACUGUUAUGGGAUUUAGAGGUCUUGUCGUUUGGUGCUGGCGCUUUUGAUAGAUUUGAAGUUAUAGGGACUGCUGCUUGGUAAGGGUAAUAGUGGUCAUUUAUGAUCUUGUAUCGUGAACAAAUGUAGUGUUGAGGCUCAGUUAAAGUGUGUAGAUGCUAAAUUUUUUUCUGGGUUGAAAUAAUGAGUUACUGUGUCUUUCAGUUGAGUUGUCUACUUGUCAGCUUACUAUGCUUUUUUGAAAUUGUGAAAGAAAUUGCGGAUCCUCUUUCAAGUUA